AUGUGUAUCACUAUCGCUACUACAAGCCAUCCCGAUUAUCCAUUCAUACUUCUUUCCAAUAGAGAUGAGUUCUUUAAAAGACCUACUAAGCCUGCCCAGUUUAGGCUGAUUAAUAACAACGAAAAAGUGUUGGCUCCUCUAGACCUUGCUAGGCCAGAGCAUGGGACAUGGAUUGGAGUAACAACAUCGGGAAAGAUUGCAGUAUUGGUAAACUACCGUGAUAUGGAUACUGAGAGCACCAUGAAACAAGUAUCGAGGGGUGUGCUUCCAUUGAGUUAUUUGGAGGCAACCAAAUCAGAUGAUGAGUGGAGAGAUAGUUUUUCAACAGAGGUGCAAAAUGGCAAUGCUACUCUUGACUUGAAGAACAUUGGUGGCUUUACCUUGUUGUAUGGUUCGUUAAGGAUCAGACCUGGAGGUGGUAUGGAUCAUUUGAACAUCUUAAGUAAUAAGGGACACCAUGGAAGAGUGUUUGAGGGGAGAGGAGGGCUGCAAGGGGUGGAAGAUCUUGAUCCUAUUUCAACAAAGACCACGUUUGGGAUGUCGAAUUCUCUUUACGACGAUCCUUGGAAAAAAGUUGAACUUGGCGAAAAGAUGCUCGAGGGUAUUGUUGCCGACUCGGUUAAAAAUCUCCCAACUCAAGAUCAACUAGUUGAAGAGUGCUUCCAAUUACUAAGUCACGAUACAUAUAAUAGAGCAAUUAUGAAGCAACACGAUUUUGAUGUCAAGGUGAUGGAAUUGAGAAACUCUAUAUUCAUACCACCACUUAAGCGCGAGGGUGUAGAGAGUCAUUUGGUCUCAAUUGGCGAUUAUUAUGGCACUAGGACCCAAACUAUAAUAUUGUUGGACAAAUUAGGUAACUUAAAUUACUACGAACGAAAUUUACAUUCAUCAGAUGUGCCUAAGGUCGAUAAACCAGUGAUAACAUCGAGAUAUUCGUUUAAUAUAUAUAGGAAUUAA
Molecule: messenger RNA, 957 nt
Organism: Lodderomyces orthopsilosis Co 90-125
Lineage: Eukaryota; Fungi; Ascomycota; Pichiomycetes; Serinales; Debaryomycetaceae
Exons: 2
Coding region: 1-957 (318 amino acids)
Biological process (GO): Golgi organization; protein secretion
Cellular component (GO): Golgi apparatus
Source: RefSeq, a predicted model, not a curated record